GUAAACACAAGGUUGAUUGUUUCAGAGAGCAAGUUUUCUAUCUUGAACCUGGAAUAGAAAGCAAGUUUUCUAUCCUCUAAAAUUUGGCUAUCCUGAACCUGGAGUAGUGAGCACGUUUUCUAUCCUGAACCUUAAGAAGAGAGCAAGUUUUCUAUCCUGACCCGGGAAUACAGAGCAAUUUUUAUAUCAUGAACCUGGAGUAGAGAGCAAGUGUUCAAUACGAAACCUGGAGUAGUGAGUAAGGUUUCUUCCCUGAACCUGGAUUAGUGAUAGCACAAGUUUUCUAUCCCGAACCUGGAGUAGAGAGCAAGUUUUCUAUCCUGAACCUGGAGAAGGGAACAAGUUUUCUAUCCUGAACCUGGAGUAGUGAGUAAGUUUUCUAUCCUGAACCUGGAGUAGUGAGCAAGUUUUCUAUCUUGAACCUGGAGUAGAGAGCAAGUUUUCUAUCCUAAACCUGGAUUAGUAAAUAAGUUUUCUACCCUGAACCUGAAGUAAAGAGCAAGUUUUCUAACCUGGAGUAGUAAGUAAGUUUUCUAUCCUGAACCUGGAGUAAAGAGCAAGUUUUCUGCCCUAAACCUGGAGUAGUGUGAAAAUUUUCUAUUCUGAACCUGGAGUAGUAAGUAAGUUUUCUAUCCUGAACCUGGAGUAGAGAGUAAGUUUUCUAUCCUGAACCUGGAGUAGAGAGCAAGUUUUCUAUUCUGAACCUGGAGUAGUGUGCAAGUUUUCUAUCCUGAACCUGGAGUAGUGAGCAAGUUUUCUAUCCUGAACCUGGCGUACUGAGCACGUUUUCUAUCCUUAACCUAAAGUAGAAAGCAAGUUUUCUGUCCUGAACCUGGAGCAGAGAGCAACUAUGCGAUUCUGUCUUUUCUUUCUCAUCGUUACCGUAUACUCUGAAAAGUUGAACAGGGCUGGAGAUAUUCCAACUAAAAAUGAAAACGAUUUAUCGCCAAAGAUCUCCGUCUUAAAAUCAGCUGAUUUGUUUCAGCAGACCCAAGAUAUUCUAAACAUCAAUGAAAGCAACCAGAAAAGAUUGGAGAAAGACAAAAGCAACUUAUCUCGCAAGCUUAUUUGGUUCUCGGAGAAAAAGAAUACGUCCCGUGCUCUCAAUGAAGACCCGGAGAAAGGAAGAAACAGUUCAUCUCGACACUUCAACCUGAACCUAAAGGACGGGACUGGGCACAACCUGGCUACGAUCACCUUCUCCCUGCAAUCCAUCCUUCUCUCUCUUCUCUCCCUUAUAUCCGUCCUGGUCCAGGGGGAUCUAAACACUGCAUCUAAAGCUCUUCUUCUCCUCCAGAUGUUUAACGGAUAAACUUAAAGGGAGUGUUCAUCAAAUUCAACUGGGGAGUAAGACUAAGAAUGUUAAAUUUUUAAUGCUAACAAUUUUCCUAUACUUACUUUAUGAAUUCAAGACCCACUCCCUUAAAGCAGAAUGUUUUUAUUUUUAUUUUGUUUCCUUGAAUGUUUCUUUUCUUAAAAAAAUAAA
Molecule: messenger RNA, 1486 nt
Organism: Eurytemora carolleeae
Lineage: Eukaryota; Metazoa; Arthropoda; Copepoda; Calanoida; Temoridae
Exons: 2
Coding region: 851-1312 (153 amino acids)
Source: RefSeq, a predicted model, not a curated record